Messenger RNA from Colletotrichum graminicola M1.001, 609 nucleotides. Its product is annotated as Ras family protein. Lineage: Eukaryota; Fungi; Ascomycota; Sordariomycetes; Glomerellales; Glomerellaceae. The coding region runs from base 1 to 609 and encodes 202 amino acids. The transcript is spliced from 5 exons. Gene Ontology annotation, molecular function: GTP binding; GTPase activity. The record is from RefSeq and is a predicted model, not a curated record.
AUGAACCCCGAGUACGACUACCUCUUCAAGCUCCUCCUCAUCGGUGACUCCGGUGUUGGAAAGUCUUGUCUUCUGUUGCGUUUCGCCGACGACACCUAUACCGAGUCCUACAUCUCCACUAUCGGUGUCGACUUUAAAAUCCGCACGAUAGAACUCGACGGAAAGACGGUGAAGCUCCAGAUCUGGGAUACCGCCGGCCAGGAGCGUUUCCGCACCAUCACUUCCUCUUACUACCGCGGUGCCCACGGCAUCUGCGUCGUCUACGAUGUGACCGACAUGGACUCGUUCAACAACGUCAAGCAGUGGCUCCAGGAGAUUGACAGGUACGCCACCGAGGGCGUCAACAAGCUGCUUGUCGGCAACAAGAGCGAUAUGUCCGAUAAGAAGGUUGUCGAGUACACCGUCGCCAAGGAGUUCGCUGACAGCCUGGGCAUCCCCUUCCUCGAGACCUCUGCGAAGAACGCCAGCAACGUCGAGCAGGCCUUCCUGACCAUGGCCCGCCAAAUCAAGGAGCGCAUGGGCAGCACGACCGCGAACAACACGAAACCCUCCGUGCAGGUCGGACCCGGACACGGCGUCUCCUCGAACUCGGGCGGCGGCUGCUGCUAA